Molecule: messenger RNA, 2321 nt
Organism: Medicago truncatula (barrel medic)
Lineage: Eukaryota; Viridiplantae; Streptophyta; Magnoliopsida; Fabales; Fabaceae
Product: cationic amino acid transporter 2, vacuolar
Exons: 15
Coding region: 110-2080 (656 amino acids)
Biological process (GO): transmembrane transport; amino acid transport
Cellular component (GO): membrane
Molecular function (GO): amino acid transmembrane transporter activity
Source: RefSeq, a predicted model, not a curated record
CAUGUAUUAUUCUAUAUGUUUUGUAUGCGGUGGUGCUGGAGAUCUAUGAUGUAGUAUUAUAUAAGAUUGAUGCAAGAAACACAAAAAACAGAAGAGACAACGGGCGUGCAUGAAAAAACAACUAAAAUUGAAAAGGAAUAUUCAUUCCCCCUUCGCUCUCUCUCACUCCAGAUUUUUUUUUUAUUUUUUUUUUAUGGAGUUUGUUGGAAGUGAUUAUGGUGGACAAGGUUCAUCAUGUUCAUGGAGGUUUUUAACAAGAAGGAAAAAGGUUGACAAUUCUCAUGUUGAGAAUAUCAACAAGAACUCUCAUGGAGUACAACUUGCUAAGGAGUUAACUGUUCCUGAUCUCAUGGCAAUUGGUGUCGGUGCAACAAUAGGUGCUGGUGUAUACGUUCUAGUUGGAACAGUGGCAAGGGAACAUGCUGGACCAGCAUUACCACUUUCAUUCAUGGUAGCUGGAAUAGCAGCAGCUCUUUCAGCUCUUUGUUAUGCUGAGUUGGCCAGUCGUUUUCCUUCUGCUGGAAGUGCUUAUCAUUAUGCUUACAUAUGUCUUGGUGAAGGGGUUGCUUGGUUGAUUGGCUGGUCCUUAACUCUGGAAGUUGUGAUUGGUGGAGCUGUUAUUGCUCGUGGCAUAACCCCCAAUUUGGCUGCACUUAUUGGAGGUAUGGACAACUUGCCAGGAUUUUUAUCAUAUCAACAUAUUCCUGGGAUUGAUAUUGUUGUAGACCCACUUGCAGCAAUUGUGGUAUUCAUUGUUACUUGGAUCCUAUGUACCGGGAUCAAAGAGAGUGCAAUGAUACAGAGUAUAGUGACAUCAAUGAAUAUAUGUGCUUUGAUGUUUGUCAUAGUAGCUGGUGGUUAUUUGGGAUUCAAAACUGGAUGGAUUGGAUAUGAACUUCCUAAAGGGUAUUUUCCAUUUGGGGUAAAUGGAAUGGUUGCUAGUUCUGCAACAGCCUUUUUUGCAUACAUAGGUUUUGAAGCAAUUGCCAGCACUGCCGAAGAGGUGAAAAAUCCUCAAAGAGAUUUGCCAAUUGGAAUUGCAGCUUCAUUGUCUCUAUGUUGUGGAUUGUAUAUGAUAGUAUCUAUUGUUGUUGUUGGUUUAGUACCUUACUAUGAUAUCAAUCCUAACACCCCCAUAUCUUCUGCUUUUGCCGUCAAUGGAAUGCAAUGGGCAGCAUACAUUAUAAAUGCUGGGGCUCUUACAGCACUAUGCUCAUCAUUGCUUGGAACAAUGUUGCCCCAGCCAAGAAUUUUGAUGGCUAUGGCAAGGGAUGGACUAUUGCCACCAUUUUUUUCUGACAUAAAUAAGCACAGCCAUGUUCCUGUUAAGAGUACCAUUGUCACUGGCCUUGUUCCUGCAGCCUUGGCAUUUUUCAUGGAUGUCUCUCAACUUUCUGGGUUGGUUAGUGUAGGCACUCUUAUUGCAUUCACAAUAUCAGCAAUAACUGUGUUGAUAGUCAGAUAUAUACCACCAAUUGAAGUUCCAUUGCCCCAUUCUCGACAAGAACCAAUUGAUUCUGAGUCAAUGGAGUAUAGUUGGAGCCAUUUGGAGACAAAUAAGAAUGAUGCAAACCGGAAACCCUUAAUUGUUAAAGAAGAUGCGUCAACUGAUUAUCCCCUUAUUGCUAAAUAUCUUGCAAUAGACAAAUAUAAUGGUAAUAGGAAAAAAAUAGUUGGCUGUGUAAUAGCAUCCAUAUGUUUAGGUGUAUUUGUCCUUACAUUUGCAGCUUGUUCUGCAUAUCUUCUCAGUUCUGUUAGAUUUACAUUAUGUGGAGUUGGUGGCAUUCUUCUUUUAUCUGGCUUUGUCUUCCUAACAUGUAUAGAUCAAGAUGAUGAAAGACACAACUUUGGAAGCACUGGAGGUUUCAAAUGUCCACUGGUGCCUCUUCUGCCUAUAACUUGCAUUCUUAUCAAUUCCUAUUUACUUAUCAGUCGCGGGGGUGCUACUUGGUUGCGAGUAUCUGUAUGGCUAGCAAUAGGUGUUAUUAUUUAUGUAUUCUAUGGUCGAACCCAUAGCUCUCUAAGAGAUGCAGUUCAUGUGAAGGCUGCUCAAGAUAAUACCACAAGCCUUCUUGCUUAAUUAUACAAGUCUUUCUCAUUAGGGCAAACAUCACACCAAGUGGGUCUUACUUGUAUCCCAAGCCAAAGAAAAUAUUGCCACUUCAAUAGUGGUAUAUAUAAUCAUUGAACAUGAAAUGCAAAAAUAUUAUUUAUGGUUUAUAGGUCAUUCUCAUAGUUUUUUUUUUUCUUACAGAAGAAGAAAUUGAUCAUUUGAAUCAUUGAAUUUAAAAACUUACACCAUAGUGACUUUUUGAAUGGAA